ACAUACAACUUCGCUUCGGGUCGAAACGACAUUGAAAUAGAGCUUGCGACGUUAUUAACUCAAGUAACUGAAUCAGUAUUGUUUAUAUACAACAGCUGAUUUUAAUUUUGACGUUUGUUGUUCGUUGUAGAGUAGUAUUUGUAUGAUUAAGUUUAACCAUACCUCCUAAUUAUAAAUUUUAUAUUAAAAUUCGAGUGAUUUAACCUGGAAAUUGUUGGGAAAAGUCGAUAUGUCGUCUGUUAUCAAAGUGGUGAGAACGGUUGGGCCUAAAUUGGUGCCAUUUUUUAAAACCGUUGCUAUAUAUUUCGUAAUAUUCAUUCCACAAGAUAAACCUUCGUUUUUCAGUUUAAUAUUAAAAUGUCUGCCGAUAAUCAGUCUGAUGUUGUUCGUUUUACUUAACGGAAUGAGCUUGGGAGAUGAAUACAGAUAUUCCCGAAGAAUUCUUACCGGGUUGAUAUUCUGUUGUAUUGGAGAUGCUCUUUUAAUAUGGAAUCAAUAUUUUGAUUUAGGAAUGUUGGCUUUUAUAAUAGGACACCUUCAAUACAUACUAGCUUUCGGUUUCAAACCAUUACAAAUACCUUUAGCUAUAGUUUUGUAUACUUUAGGCACUAUGGUUGUACUUUAUCUACUGCCAGAUUUACAGGGUGUGAUCACAUUCGGUGUUCCUAUUUAUAUUUUUGUAAUAACGACGAUGUUAUGGAGGGCUUCUGCUAGAGUACAAUUUUUUGAGGAUUUAUGGACGUGGAGCAAACUUUGUUCUUGUGCUGGUAGCAUCUUGUUUGCUUUUUCCGAUUUACUCAUCGGUAUCGACAGAUUUAAAUUCAAAAUUGAUCAUAUACAGGCAUUGGUAAUGUCCACGUACUACGCUGGACAAUUUGGUAUAGCGGUAAGCGUAGUAGAUGCUACGGCUUCGUUAAACGUAAACAAAAACAAGAAAAAAUCAACGUAGAUAAUAAGAAAUAAAAAUUGAAAAAUAGCUCAAAUGUAGGCCAAAAUUUAUUAAUCUGUAUAAAAAAAAUCCAACUAGAUGUCGGAUCUGAAUUAUAUUUGUUAUUUAUAUUUUCUACAUUUUUGUAGUUCAAGUGUUUACCAUACAUUUGAUUUUUUUUUCAAAAUUCUAACAAUAUUUUUCCAAAAAAACGUAUCUUCCACUUUUGUAAUUAUAGAUUUUAUCGUUUAUAAGCACUUUUUACCCCUAUUUACUAUCUCAAUUGGUUCCUAUAAAUAUCGAAAUAACAAGAAUUAACUUUGUAUAUAGGGUGAUUCAUAAUUUUGGAGAUGUAAAAAAAAGUUGAGGUUAUUUUAUUAUAACAAAGUUUCUUAAAACUUUUUCAAUCUAAAAAUGAAAAAAAAAUGAAGUAUGUCUCAAAUUUUAACAAUUAUACGUCGAUAUAUACCAUUUCAUCUUUCGUAUACACUUUCAUACAUAAAAAUAAUUCCUCGUAGAAUUUCCUAUUGCAUAUUAAAUUUACUAUUCCUUUAUUAUAGUGAUGCAUUUGAUUUUGUUUACGAAAUUGAUGAUUAAUAUAUAUUAUCCAAUACCUUUAUCUUCCAACAAAGAAACAUUUUUAUUAAAACAAAAUCUUAAAAUUCAUAACUGAUACGAACUUCUGUGAACAUUCAAAUUUCGCGCCGUUAGUAAAAUUUCAUUGUCAUGAAAUUAGUAGUUGUACUUUACACUCCAAGGUGGCGCCAAUUUAGUUAGAAUUAAUAAUAGUGUCGUGAACCAUCUAAAUAUAGAUAAUCUCUGGCACUUCAUUUUUAUGUCAUUUGUCAUAAUAAAAUGAGAAUUUAAUAGAAAAUAUAUUUCUAAAAAUUACGUAGAUUACAGUUUUUAAUUAUUAAGGUGUAUUUUUUGUGUAUGUGCCUAUUCAUAUCAUCAAAGUAAAGUCUUCUUAAUGUUUUUAUUAUUCUUGAAGCUUUUCAUUAAAUAAUAUAUUUAGAGUUUAGUAUUAUAAAAUUAAUAUAAAUAUAUACAUCCUUAAAAUAUAAACAUCUACUGUUGAUUAUAUUUUUUAAUUCGUCAAAAAUAUAAUAAUAAACAAUUGGGUAACCCGUUAUUACAAUAUUUAGAUUUAAAAAUUGUUUCGUCAUUUUAUAAUGAAUUCAAUAAUAAUUACGAAAUUAUUUUUCUAAUUAUAUGAGACGAUUUGAUUUAGAUGUUAAGUUUCAACAGAUUUUAAUAACAUGUUUUAAAUGUUUCUUUAUCGCGAUUUUAGAUUUUACUAGAACAUGAAAAAUAAAAAGGUAAACAGACGAUGAUGUUCCUCCGUGUUUUAUAUUGUCUGUAUAUUUUGAAAAGUUCAAAAUUUAGUGCUCAAAAAUAAAGAUCUGUUUACUUUAGUAUUAUUCAAAAUAACAGUAUAUUUAUGUUUUGAUUUAAUUCAAAUUGAUUCCCGAGGAUAUUUUACUUCUUUAUUAAUUUUACUUUCAAUUUGUAUUAUUUUAUUAACGAAAAUAUUGUUUUGUUUUUGAAACCCAAUUUAUACAUAUUAGACUGCACUAAAAUAGACUUUUUGUAUCUGUGAUUAAAUAUUUCCCUAUAUGUAAGAAAUAAAUAAAGGUGUAGCAAGUUAAA
This is a messenger RNA of Diorhabda sublineata, 2578 nucleotides long. RefSeq names its product lysoplasmalogenase-like protein TMEM86A. Gene Ontology annotation, cellular component: membrane. The transcript is spliced from 6 exons. NCBI's taxonomy places the organism in Eukaryota, Metazoa, Arthropoda, Insecta, Coleoptera, Chrysomelidae. The record is from RefSeq and is a predicted model, not a curated record. Bases 230 to 949 code for a protein of 239 amino acids.